Molecule: messenger RNA, 7334 nt
Organism: Sabethes cyaneus
Lineage: Eukaryota; Metazoa; Arthropoda; Insecta; Diptera; Culicidae
Gene: KCNQ
Product: potassium voltage-gated channel subfamily KQT member 1
Exons: 18
Coding region: 2199-4775 (858 amino acids)
Biological process (GO): transmembrane transport; potassium ion transport
Cellular component (GO): membrane
Molecular function (GO): voltage-gated potassium channel activity
Source: RefSeq, a predicted model, not a curated record
CGUUCCGUUGAGUUCGGCAUUCUAUUUUAUCCACCACGUCGUCGGUCGCCCUCGCGUGGUCCUUCGCGUAUCGGCACCCGCAGUUCAAACAUUAUCCAAAACCCACCACAGUACCUUGUCACACCGUAUCGGUUCGGGACGCGCCGUUUAGUUACGACCAAGAUCUCGCAUGAACCGGACGGACGGUUGGAUAAGGCGUGUAGAAAGCGAAAAACAAAAUUUCCUAUUUUACCAAUUGUUGCUAUUGCUCACACAGGCAUUCUUGUUCUACUGCCGUUUUAAGUGUUAUUCGGGCGAUGACUGGCCGUGUGCUACUUUCUAGAAAUUUCUGCGAAAUUAAGACACCAACCAACGGCAGCAAACAAAGGUUUACAGUCUUCGUCAUUGCUGUUGCGAAUGCCGCCCCCGCCGUCAAGAACCCGUCGGUCGUCAAAAGUUAUCCGUUUUCAUUCCGCCGAAGUCGCGUUGUUUUAACCGUGUGAACCCCGGGCGAAAAUUUAAACCGGCACCGAUUGACUUUACAGAGUGUUCUAAUUGUUAUUUUAGUUCUGUAAGAGCGCGUAGUGGCAGUUACGAUUUUUCCUUCGAUGCGAACGGAAUCAGCGAAAGUAAAUCACAUUGCGAUUCCGCGAAGGCAGAAGAAGUAUAGCGGAGAGAUCGGCGAAGUAGAACUUUCCGCAGCUAAGCUAAAGGUGUUCUAGUUCGAUUAGUUCUGUUCGAGGGAAAGCUCGCUCGCGAAGACUUGCUCGGUAUCCAGAUAUAUGUAGAGAGGCGUGCACUGAUUACAAAGGGACUAGAGUGGGUGAAACAUGCGGCGGCGCUCAGUGAAUAAUGCAAUUGUCUGGCGCGAUAGUUGCUUCUUGUGUGUCUUUGGAGUGGCCCUUGCUGUACGGAAAGGUUAUAAUUAACACUGACGAGCUGCGGUGAGGCACAAGCGCGUGUAGCGAAUCCAUGUUGUACGGUACGGUGUGGAUGAUCGUUAAGAAAGGGAAGCACGGUAGAAGGGGCCGGUCAUAUUAUCGCUGUAGUGUUCAAUCGGCUGCAAUUGAUUGAUUAAUCGAGUGUUUGAUAAAGAAAGAAUUGUGAGCAGAAAACGAGUGAAUAAAUGCUUAGUAAUGGUUUCGCGGGCCAGGAAAUGAGUAAAUGCUCAGAAGAUCUAAUUCGACCAUAGAUCACUCGAUCGUAGGUUUGCGCUCUGUGUUUAGGUCUGUGAAUAGUUGAUCUUUGCACUGUUGAGAGAGCAAGAUUGCGAUUUGGAUGUAAAUAGAAAUAAAUUUUGGUGCUUUUGACCCCGAUUUACCUAGCCCAUGGCAAUACUGUCGAUGAGCCAGCGAAAAGUGAAAUAUAAAUGUUAUCUUCGCCAAUGUCUGUCAACGCAACGGAAGACACCCUACCGGCGGGUAUGAACAACAAAUCACUCAACGAAGCUGCCCGAGUUGUGCUGGUCUACUACGUAGGCAUUCCAUGACCGGCAGAGACCUCGCCAGCGGCUUUCAUGAUAACUAAAAUACUUCUUCGGUGUCGGUUGGACCGGUUUGCGAAAAACGACGGGAUGCGGAAUGUAAAUAAAUAAAAUUUCACGAUUCACCAGUGUCUUGAAAUAUAACAACGGGGCAGAUUAAAGCAGCAAAACAAAACAUAAAAAUUCGACCGCCUCUCGAAACGUGAAGUGUUUAGAAGUGCGCAGAGAUUUACAACCACCUUGUCGAUGGCAGGGCAGGUGCGCUCCCGUGUUUAAUAGUAGAAUAAAUAUCGAUCAGCUGUAAUCGGCUGUCUUCUGUAGGUGCUUUGCUUAAGUUUGCUGCUCGACGCUUGUUUUACAUUAUUCCAAAAAUAGUUACCGUAGUGGCGCUAAUGGUUUGCGCAAAUGUAGUGAAAUAUAUUUAUAUAUAGUUAUAAGUCCUAAAGAAAUACCGAUUACCCAGAGUGCGUGUAGAAGCAAUUAGCACAAAAUUGAUGGCUUCCAGCUUGCUGUUGUCGAUGCUGUCGAUAUUGCGACUGCCGUUACGAGUGUACUGAGCGUUGGACCAACGAAAUAUCCCAAAAGGGAACCUGUGAAAAGACAGCGAAGUCGUCGGUUCGGUACCGGCGAAGUGGCUGCUGAAGGUGCUUCAAACCGGCCGUGGUGCUAUUAGCAUAUUGAAAGUGCGUGCAAACUAUCGGACAAAAAUAGGGCCGACCGGCUUGCCCGUCCACGAAUGUCACUGCUGGGGAAGCCGCUCAACUAUAAUCGCGGCUCACGACGUGAUGCCCGUUAUAGGCGGCUGCAGAGCAGGGUCUACAAUUUUCUGGAACGACCGCGGGGCGUAAAAGCGAUUCUUUACCAUGUCCUUGUAUUCUUCAUGGUGUUCACAUGUUUGGCCUUAAGUGUCUUCUCAACUAUUCAGGAAUACGAGCUACAAGCAAUCGCCAUCUUAUUCGUCAUGGAAAUCGUCGUAGUUGUAUGGUUUUCGAUCGAGUUCUUCCUACGAUUAUGGUCAUCAGGAUGUCGCUCACGAUACCAAGGAGCCGUCGGGAGGCUGAAAUUUUUGAAACGGCCUUUUUGUAUUAUAGAUGUAGUGACGAUAGUUGCCUCGAUAGCGAUACUUGUGAUGCGAUCGUCUGGCCAGGUCUUUGCGGCGAGUGCAUUGCGUGGCCUGCGAUUCUUUCAAAUCCUUCGGAUGGUGCGAAUGGACCGUCGUGGUGGCACGUGGAAACUACUAGGGAGCGUCGUUUAUGCUCAUAGACAAGAACUAAUUACAACGUUGUACAUAGGAUUCCUGGGCCUUAUUUUUGCCUCGUUUUUAGUGUAUUUAAUGGAGAAGGACGUGGAAGGAACCAAAUUCAAUAACUUUGCUCAAGCCUUGUGGUGGGGUGUGAUAACGCUAUGUACGGUCGGAUAUGGUGAUAUGGUUCCGGAUACGUGGCAAGGGAAAAUUAUAGCAUCGUUUUGCGCCUUACUCGGAAUCUCCUUCUUCGCCCUGCCGGCGGGAAUCCUCGGCAGCGGCUUCGCCUUGAAAGUACAACAGCAGCAGCGACAGAAGCACAUGAUCCGCCGCCGCCAGCCGGCUGCAACGUUGAUCCAAUCGCUCUGGAGAUGCUACGCAGCCGACGAACAUUCGCUUUCCGAAGCGACCUGGAAAAUUCACCAAGUACCUCUUCCAAGCCCGCCGCCAUCAAAUGGACUAAGUCAAAUUUCACUUAUUAGGCGGGCGUCCUCGAGCUUCAAGCACAACGCCUCGUUCGUGGCCCGGCUGCCCACGAUCCGGCGGCACAAGAGCCAAUCUCUGCACUCUCCCGGGAACGCGAAACCGUCCAGUGGAAGCGGUGGCGGAGGGGGCAGUGGCCGAACCGGUCGUUGCCCACGGGUGACGGACAUCAACGCUUCCUCGGAGAAUCUCGCUCUUAAUAUAGAAACCACUGAAUCAAGCGAUCGACGGUACCGUAUCGUGCGAUUGAAGGUUCCUUUCGAGUCAAUAUUCAAACAGCGGAGGCCGAGCGGCAUGCAAGACGAAGAUGAGGAACCGAGAUGUGUACAGCUAACAAACCAGCACAAAGGGGCCAUCCGUUUCAUCCGAAAGAUGAAGUACUUUGUAGCGAGGCGCAAGUUCAAAGAGGCCUUAAAACCGUACGACGUAAAAGACGUCAUGGAGCAGUACGCAGCCGGACACGUCGAUCUGCUCGGUCGAGUGAAGAAUGUUCAAACUAGGUUAGACCAAAUUCUUGGCAAACAAGGAUCAAAAUCAAAAGAUGUGUAUGCAUCGAAAAUUAGCUUAGCUUCUCGUGUAGUGAAAAUUGAAAGACAAGUCGAUGACAUAGAGACAAAGGUAGAUACGUUUAUAGAGUUAUACAUGCAGGAUCGGAAGCGUCUUUUAUCACUUCCUCUUCAUCCUGACACAUCACAUUCCAACAAUCCAAACCUUCCAUCGUUGCCACCGAAAGGGGGCGGAGCAGCGGCUGUAAUCACAUCUGUGACAAGUAGUUCUAGUGGUUCGUUAAAACCAAAACCUAUUUUAAUAGAUAAACAAUUUUCGGAGCCGAAUUCACCGAUAGCGAAAACAUUCGAAGAACCAAUACAGCAAAAACGUCCACCAAUGCAACGCGGAUACUCCGACCUGGGUCAUAGGAUUAAGAAGCGUGUAACCUUAAGUUCUAUACCUCCGCAGUACGUAGGAAACAGUUCCGGUCAAACGAAUGAUCGUGGUGACGUAGUAAUUGUAGUUCCUAACCUCGAUUCCGACCAACUGGAACCGGUUGGCAUCGAGGAUCUCGCGUCGGUCUGCAUCGACACCGAGAUCGAAAUCGAACCCGGUAGCCCGAAGACCAUCACGGAAAGCUCAAUUAUAAUGAUGGACGAAGAGGAUGACGAUGACGAUGAAGAGGAAGAUAUCGAAGAGGAGGAGCUGGACAUCGGCGGUGAGAUCGAUCCUGACUCGCCACCCUGGGACAUGUACGGCGAUCUGGACGCGGACGAUCAGGAGGACACAACGGAGAACACGGCACUGCUGCGGACGGCCGCCAAAACAGAGAUUAUCGUUACGCCCAUCAGCCCGGUCAGUUCCGCGUAUGAACUCAACAGGAUGGACAGCGAGGAGUACAAACGAUCCCGGCUGGGAAUUGCCGGAACUAGCAGCUGUACUACUAGCAAUGGUACUGCUUCGAAUGCCAAUAACAACGACGGUGACAGUCGACAGCUCCCGGCAGCUACCGGCACUACGACCGGUACUACCAUGGAUUCACUCAAGCCGGAAAUGACUCCGCAGCGGCUUCAGCGGCUAUCCUCCGAAGACAUAUGAGAAUGGCUGAAACUGUCCCCAACAAUCCCAUUUAGUUUGUGCCACCCUGGCUGCGACGGCAACCACGGUGAUGACAGUCUCCUCCCAUUCCGAACAGCGUUCGAUUCUGUUUUUCGCGAAAUUUACCAGCUAAUCAUGAUAUUGACGGUUCUCUCGCUUGCGACACUGACGUCAACUAGCGAUGACGGUAGAAUGGUGCCAGCCACCAGCCACGUUCGCCGAUUACAUCGAAAACACACAGAUGCACCUGUGCGUGUCCAAGCUGGAUGCAGCAUAACCGAAAGACGGCAGUACCGUGCAGAAACGAUCAACCAAUCACAGGCGUAUAGGUUUAAAAUUAGUAUUUACUUAAGAUAACCAUUUAUUUUCUCCCGCUGACUUCGAAGAUCAACAGUCUAAGUAAUGUAGGAAAACGAUUGUAGGUUUUAAGCUUAAAAAUUGUAGCGUACUUCGAUUUUUUGUACCAUUUUUCAAACAAAAGAAUUACCAGUUUUCUGUACUCAUAUGUUAAUUAUGAGUGAAAUUCACCAAAUACUUUGCGAAAUGUUUGCUACCAAUGCAUAAUUAUUCUGAGACUUUUAAUGAUGGUAAAAUUUAUAUUUCUAAUGCCUAUUUAAUAACAUAAGCUUUACUUUUAGCCAUUUUCAAUGGCAUUCGUAGUAGUUGUGGCAUUAAAUUUUAGAUUCAAGUAAUGGUAUUUGAUUUUAUUCAGAUUAUCAACUUCAUGUGAUUGCAAGAAAUUAUUUUUUUCUGACUUUUCAAGUAGCUCCAAAUGUAAGCUUAUUUUAACUUCUUUAUAGUAUUGAACAUGCAAACAUUCAAUAUAUUUUUUAUAAAUUUAGUAAACCAUCUCAAAUACAUGAUAUUCCAAUUUGCACAUGAAUAUACUCUUGCGGUCGAUUAAUAUACCUAGUGUACGUUUACUAUGCCAGAGGCAUACCGUUUCCUACUUCGUUGUAAAUAGUAAUUAGUUUUCGUUUAGUUAUUAUUCAACAGAUUUUUAAAUUAUCACAACUAUAUUCAAAGCAAGCACAAAAUGACAGCAUUGUGAUUUCCGAUCGAUACUAUCCUCAUGACAACAAGUAAGUCUCGAAUAUGAUUCAACAAUUUAGUGAAGAUAUAGGAUUCAGGCAACAUUAGAAUAUGAUAGCAAACUUAGGUACUAAACUAAUGAACAGCCGAAGAGCCCAAAACAGUAAACAAACAUGCGGUACAACCGAAAUGAAUAACCUACUAACGAAUCACUAGACGAGUCGUGAGUAGAAGCGAAAUACAGUUUCGAUUGUAGAAAAGGCUAAACAAGUAAAUACCUAACAACAUCAAAUAAAUGUUCCAUGACGAGCAAAUCGAUGCAUAUAUUAAUUAAUGACAAAAGGCCAAAUGCGGAUUUCGACAACAACAAAGCACACUUUCAAGUGACAAAAAGCGUAGUAAAUUUUACAUAGCACACAAAUACACACAGAACAAUAGUAACUAUCGCGAAUUGCAAGCUAGAUUACCGUAGAAUUAGUUACUAAGUUACAAUGCAUACAAACAUGUCAAUUAUUAAUUAUAAAUCAUAAAUCAAAGGAGUGCGGAAGUGUAGAGUAGCGAAGAGAAAACGUAUGACUUUCAUACAAACUGUGUAAAAAGAAUAAAUCGUACCGAAGGCCGGUUUCAAUGCGUUCAAAAACACGUGACGUGCUCUCUCAACGUGCGACUCGUAAUAUAACUGUACAUAAAUAGAAAGUACACGAAUAUUCAUCUCAGGCCAGAUUAACGCGUUUUCACUUGUCCGUGGAAUCGCCCAAAACGCUAGCUAGCUUUCGUAUACGAAACGAAAGGAUUUGAUUGAAAAUUAUAAUCUCAGUAUUUCCAUUGAAACGCACACACACACACACGCAUUACUCUCACACACAAACGCAAACUGCUGCACUCAAAGUUCAGCCCGUUUUUUGUCAAAUCCUUUAGAGCCCUUCGGAUUAUACGAAAGCUAAGCGCAAACACAAAAGACAUUUUAAUACCAGGCAUGAUUCCAAAGGCAAUUGAAAACAAUAGUAAUACUAGCCGGUCAGAACGAGAUAUACCUAUACAAAUAUUUUUAAGGAAAGGUAGAAAGGCACGGAAACUCUGCCAAUCGGAAUCAAAAAUUUCUUCCAAUUGAACCUCUGCAUUCGGCUGUUUGAUCACUUACUUCUAUGCGGUCCUUAACUAGAUGAAAAUUGAACUCUCCGCGGACUCGUACGUUGGAGUCAGAUUAACAGAGAACACGCGAAUCAAACGUGAAAGACAAUGUGAGGGAUAUUAUAAUGCAUACUGUAGAGUAACAAACAAGACAAUAAUGUCCUGACGGAAGAAUUUAGUUACGGAAAAGUAUUCUAGUAGAACAUGAAAAAUGUGCGGAAAGAAGCACUUGAAUGGCAUUUUUUUUAAUCAAUUUUUAUUCAACAUUUUACCUUUCUUGUGUUAUUUGGAAUAUCUUGCGCCAUAAUUAAAAAUUGUUAGUGUCCAUUAAAUUUCAGUUCUGUUGAUUAUUUCUCAGUUACUUAUUUUACUGGUACAACUCUUUCUUGUUUUAGU